This is a messenger RNA of Metopolophium dirhodum (rose-grain aphid), 1038 nucleotides long. RefSeq lists its product as uncharacterized. The coding region runs from base 1 to 1038 and encodes 345 amino acids. Lineage: Eukaryota; Metazoa; Arthropoda; Insecta; Hemiptera; Aphididae. The record is from RefSeq and is a predicted model, not a curated record. The transcript has 6 exons.
AUGGUGGAACGGAACGCUGGGCCGAGAACUGAGCACCCUCGGCCGUUGGAAGGUGAAUCUCAGAAAUGCUGGCAAUGCAUUCGAACGACGGGCUGUGCGCACCAAGUUCAAGACUUUUGGAUUUGGACUCAAAACACUAUGCAUUUUAGUAAGUGCGUCGCACUUGCUGUCAAAGAGUUCGUGGCCAACAAGCGCGGACUACCGGUCACUGAGCCACAAUGUGUGGAUGGGAAUGUUAAAUUGUUGAAGGAGAUAAAAGACAAAAAGAAAAUUGUGGCUCAUGAAGCUACCAUAUCUAUUCAAUCUUUUGAAGAUGAUGUGUUUGAUGCCUUAUGUCCUUCACCUAUUACCUCAUGUGUGCGAUGUGCUGUGCAUACUUUGCAACUAUGUAUUCUAGAUGGGUUUAAAAACGCACCAAUCACCAGUUGCAUAGUUCAAGCAAGAAAGGUGGUGAAAAAAUUGAGAACUCCUAAGUAUGCCACUUGGCUAAAAAGAAAAAACCUCAAAUAUGCUAUAAUAGAUAACGAAACAAGAUGGAACUCUGUCUUUAAUAUGUUAUUCAGAUUAUUAGAGUUGAAAGAGUUUUGCCAAACCCACCAUAGCACUAAUACUGAACUCAAAUUAAAAAAAAGUGAAUGGGAUUCUAUUCAAAGCAUUGUUGAUGCAUUAAUGCCUGUUAAAAUAGCUACUCUUGCUCUUCAAAAGCAGGACAUAAACCUCGGUGACUUCUUUGGAGUAUGGCUUAAAGCAUCACAUGGUCUCCAGUCUAACGGUUCAAUAUUAGCUAAACAAAUUUUGAAAUCUAUGAAACAGCGUGAGGUGCUAUUAUUAAAGAAUCCAAUCUUUUUGGCAGCAAUUUUCCUUGAUCCACGUUACCAAUGCAUGUUAAAUGAAACUGACAAAAAUACUGGAAUUAAUCAUUUAAUUAAAACAUGGAAAUGUAUGAUUCAGAUACAAGAUGUAUGUCAAACUGAUGAUGUCAAUAACUCUGCUAUAGGCAUAGGCGUAGGGUGGUCAAUUUUUUUGGGGGGGCUUUAG